Messenger RNA from Styela clava, 1320 nucleotides. Its product is annotated as 26S proteasome non-ATPase regulatory subunit 8-like. Gene Ontology annotation, biological process: proteasome-mediated ubiquitin-dependent protein catabolic process. NCBI's taxonomy places the organism in Eukaryota, Metazoa, Chordata, Ascidiacea, Stolidobranchia, Styelidae. Gene Ontology annotation, cellular component: nucleus; cytosol; proteasome regulatory particle. The record is from RefSeq and is a predicted model, not a curated record.
CGUUGAAUUGCUAACAUACAAUAUCUUCGACAGUCUAAAUUAUAAUUAUACUGUAUUCUUGGGGUGUAUCAAUAAAAGUAUAAAAUGACCACUUUUAAAGAAGCCGCUGGUCUAUAUCAGAAUCUGACUAAACAAUUCAAUAAAAAGAAGCCUGAUCUGGGUAAAUGCACUGACUUGUUGAAAACGAUUAAAAUUGCUUUGACAGAAUUGUCGUUUUUACCCGCUGAUGCGACUCCAAAUAUACAAGAAUUUGUGUUAGCAAGAGAUGUCCUCGAAACAGGAGCUCAGCUGUGCAUAAUGAAAGAAGAUAUUCCAGGAUUCGAGCGUUACAUGUCACAGUUGAAAUGUUAUUAUUUGGAUGACAAGGGUACAAACGCACCAGAAUCUCCAUAUAAGCACCAACUUUUAGGGCUCAAUUUACUUUGCCUUCUUUCACAAAAUAGAGUUGCAGAGUUUCAUACAGAAUUGGAGCGGUUACCAGCAUCGGACAUUCAAAACAACAUCUAUAUUCAUCACCCGAUUUCAAUGGAGCAGUAUUUAAUGGAAGGGAGCUACAAUAAAUUGUUUUUGGCCAAAGGGAACGUACCUGCUGCCAGUUAUAACUUCUUUAUAGACAUUUUACUUGGCACCAUUAGGGAUGAAAUCGCAGGCUGUAUUGAGAAAGCAUAUCCUAACAUCGCGGUUCAAGAUGCGUUACACAUGUUGUACUUUGAAACGGAAUCUGAUUUUGCCGAAUAUGCUACAAAAAGGGGUUGGCAAUCAGGGCCUGAUAAAAGAUAUAGGUUCAAUGCUAAAAACCAACAAGAGGUGGAAACCACACUACCAUCUUCAGAACUGGCAUCUCAGGUUAUUGAUUAUGCAAGAGAACUUGAAAUGAUUAUAUGAAUAUUCUGGUUACUGUUUGAAACAUUCUUUGAAAUUUGUUUGUUGGACAGUACACUAAAAUUUUGAUGUUGGAUCAAUCGCAAAAAUUGAUUUAUUAUUUAUCGUUUGGCUGGUCAAGUUUGAUAUAAACUAAUAAUGCUGUAAAUUUAGUAUUUGAGGUUUUGUACUUUGUAGUCCUAGGCCUAUUUCAUCACAAUGCACACUACUUUGCAUGUUUCCAUACAAUCAAUUUCAAGUAACACAACUAGAUAUAUAUAAAAUGUCUGGUAUUGUUCUUCUCGUUUUGAACUAUAUUCUAUGACCAUCUGACAUGAGCAUUUACCGAGAUUGUGUAUGUGCAAUUUGUGAUGCAACUGGGACUACCUAAUAAUGCAUUCUCAACAUCUUAAAAACUUAUACAUACUGAUAUUGUAUUUUGUGUAAUGUAAAUACAGA